Molecule: messenger RNA, 1423 nt
Organism: Vitrella brassicaformis
Lineage: Eukaryota; Vitrellaceae
Source: the annotation of a GenBank genome assembly
CCGAGUCUGCGAACACGGUCACCACACUCACAAAUAAGCUGUAUGAAUGCCCCACGCCACUCUUUCUAUCCGUCUUUGUCUGUACACGGGGGCUACUCAUGGUCUCACAAAUGAAUGAAUGAAUGAAUGAAUGGAUGGAUGGAUGCACUGACAGGUAGAGAGAGAAGAGCAAGAGGAAGAGUACUAUAUACCAUCGAUUGGCAACAUCAAACGCAGGCAAACACGCAGGUCCAACCACACACACACGUCCCUUCCACCCGUCACAUCCCUCCAUCAGCCACGCAGCCAGCCAAUCGCAUUCCCUUCUUUGUCGGUCUGCCUAGUCUGUAGGUCUUGUUCACUUCUCGUCGGCUCCUCCCCGCUGCACCUUGACGGCCUUGGGCGCCCACUGGCCGAUGGCGGCAUUGGCGCGGCUCAUGUAGGCCGCGGCCGCCUGACACGGACGAACUGUCUUCAGGCGGCUGAAGCCCUCACUCCUCAACUCAUAGCCAUCCCCACGCACAUAGGACGACGACACGCCAGCUGCACCCUCACCGCCACCACACACACCGCCAUCCUGCUGCUCACCAGCCGUGGCCUUGUGGACGUCCGUCGGCAGGCCGGCCACGUCGUUGUGCUUGGGGAGGGGAGGGGAAGGGACACGACGACAGCAGGCUGCCCCACGAACACGCCGGCAGAGAGACCCUCCUUAUUGCCCACCACACCAUCGAUAGCGCCUCGUCCACUGUCACCACACCCACGUGAGCCAUCCGAUCCCCCUGCUGCCUUGCCGGCCUCCUUGCGUCCUCCGGUGCUGCCGGCGGUGUGGUCGACCGCCUGCUGGGGCGAGGGGGGGAGGGGGAGGGCAGCAGACGGCGACACACGAGCAGAUGACGACUCAGGCACAGCGGUAUCGACGGGCAACUCGCGCCUAACAGCACGAGUACCCACCACAGCACCAUUGACAGCCACACCAGUGGAUUUGUUGUUCUGUCGUGUUUUGCGAGCGGCAGAGGGACGGCCGGCAGAGAGGCCGCCGAGCAGCUUGGGGUUGCUCUCGAUGAGCCGCGUGUACUCGGCCCUCUCUUUGUCCUUCAGCGACUGCCGGGUGCGCUCCUUGACGGCCGUCCGCUUUGCAAGCCGCUCUGCUGACGCCGUCUUCAUCGCUUGGACGGUCUGCUGGGCCGCAUGCAGGGCCUCCUGGGCACCGGUGGCGCCGAGGACGACCAUCGGGACUGACGAGCGGUUGGUGAGAUGGGUCUGCUGGGCUUUGGGCGGUCCCCUGCCCAUGAGGAUGCUGCCCAUGCAGCUGGGGCGGCCUGUGUAGAGCUGCAGAUGACCGGUCUUCGACAGCACCGGCAUAAUGACGACAAUAAGGUGACGAUAAGAGACGAAUAUCAGACGUUGGUCGUUUCUCCUUCACGAGAGCUCUGCUGAAUGGCGA